AUUAGCAGACAUACUGUCUAAUAGGGCGAAGCGUUUUGACGAGUUCUUCAGAAAACUCCUGCAGCUCUCGCGAGAUGAGUUCCACGCCAUGUUCAAACGCACGUACGGCAUGAUCUACGAACAGCACACUUACGUCUUCGAGCAGUUCUUCGAACAGUUAGAAAGAUACUACACCCGCGGUGAUAACAACUUCGACGAAAUGAUGGACGGCUUCUUCGGUAUCCUCUACCAGAAAAUGUUCACCGUGCUCAACUCGCAGUACAGCUUCGACGAGAAGUAUUUGAAAUGCGUGAACGAGCACAUGAGAGACAUACAACCGUUCGAGGACGUACCGUCGAAGCUCUCUGUUCAACUCCGACGAGCCUUCGUCGCCACGCGAACCUUCCACAAAGCGCUGCGAGCUGGCGCCGAUGUCGUCAGGAAUAUGAUUCAGGUGGGAGUAACCCAAGAAUGCGUGAAAGCGUGGGCGAGACUCAGGUACUGCGGCACUUGCUCCGGGCAGCAACAGCCCGCGUGCAGUCGGUACUGCCACAACGUUAUAAAGGGCUGCCUACCGAUCCACGCUGACUUGGGCGAGCAGUGGGACGCUUAUGUUGAUGCCGUAGAAAAAGUGGCUGACCGUCUUCUCGGUCCAUUCAACAUAGCGAUGGUAGUAGAACCGAUCGAUAUAAAAAUAUCCGAAGCCAUCAUGAGCUUCCAGGAACGUAACCAGGAGAUCUCGCAGAAAAUCUUCUCUGGUUGCGGGAAACCGGAAUUGGGUGGGGGCACAAGCACGGGCCCGUUCUUCGCACCCGACAGAAGUCGACGUUUCGCCAGAUCUGUCAUACCAGACUUCGACUGGAACCAUAAAUCGAAUGACGUCGAUGAUUUUGAAAUCGAGGCAUCGUUCGAGAGUCUCGUAAAAGACGACCCAUCUCUUAUAAGCCUUCGGAGUCCCGAGGGUAUACGAAAAGCGACGGAGGAAAUGGUCGAGCAGUCCAAAUCGAGAGAACGUUUCCUCCAGUAUAUGAAAGGACAGAUCCAGCUAGAGGAGUACGAGGAAAAUGAGAGAAAAAAAAGGGACGCUGAUCCGGACCCAGCGCCCGGCAGUUCUGAGAUCGACUUCAAGUCGUACGAAUUCGACGGUAAGCGAGGAUCGAAGAAGAAAAAGCCAACGUCCACUAAGGGUGAAGAUGGUCACGUCCUUGCUACGUUUGUCCCAUAUCCUUGUUUGGGUGUUCUGCACUCAGGUGCGGAGUCAGGUCCAGCACUGGAGAGGCUGGUCCGCGAGACCAGGGCCCGAGUCCGCGCCUCUCGCCGCUACUGGCUGCACCUGCCCGCCGUGCUGUGCGCCAGCGGCAGCGUCACCAGCACGCCCUGCUACAACGGCUCGCACGUCGCCAGCUAUACGUCGAUAGCGGCAGGCGAUGGUAGUGCAGCGCUGGCCUCCAACCCUGAAGUACGAGGAGCCUCCCCACCAGGACCCCCUCCCCCCGCUGAGUCCCUGAAAGCGUUUACCGCCAGACUAAAGGAUGCUUACAACGGAGUCGAAGUGCAGUGGAAGGAUUCUGCUGAGGACCUCCAGUCUGCAGCGGCCUCAGCCUCUGAGUUUGUGGACGGCGGCUCGGGCUCUGGCUCCGGAGACGACACCGAUGACACUGAAGACGAUGACAUCGUUGGCACUGACUACCCCGAAGGUUCCGGAGACAGCAGACCAGAACCGGACCUACCGGAACCGGAUGUGGGCAACCGACAACCCGACAUAGUACCGAGCAUAGUCGACGUCCCCGGCACGAAAAACGUUCAAUUACCGGCUCAGAAGGAAGAAGUACCCGCCACUCGUAUCGACGUCCCCGACCGAGACUUCGCCCCGCCAAGAAACUUGCCGGUUCCGGAAGAACCGUCCGGUCCCGCGGAGUCUCCGGUCGAUGUGCCGUCCGGAUCGGAUCAGGCCAGAGAGCAGCCGGUUGCCGGAUCCGCGGACCGGCCGUCUCUAAGUACGGCGCUCUUCACGUACGCGCUGCCUGUUGUAUGCGCGUGGUUUGGAACUAUCGUCACCGAUAUCUUCUAAAUGAGCGGCUGACGUCACGCGUCUACUUAAAACCGGUUCCUAUAUACACAAA
Melitaea cinxia (Glanville fritillary) is the source of this 2102-nucleotide messenger RNA. RefSeq names its product glypican-6 (gene dlp). Gene Ontology annotation, cellular component: cell surface; extracellular region; plasma membrane. The transcript is spliced from 11 exons. The record is from RefSeq and is a predicted model, not a curated record. Gene Ontology annotation, biological process: regulation of signal transduction; cell migration; regulation of protein localization to membrane. NCBI's taxonomy places the organism in Eukaryota, Metazoa, Arthropoda, Insecta, Lepidoptera, Nymphalidae. Bases 89 to 2050 code for a protein of 653 amino acids.